Molecule: messenger RNA, 3012 nt
Organism: Colletes gigas
Lineage: Eukaryota; Metazoa; Arthropoda; Insecta; Hymenoptera; Colletidae
Exons: 4
Coding region: 508-1437 (309 amino acids)
Source: RefSeq, a predicted model, not a curated record
CGUAGAUUUUCUUGGCUCGGGACGUCGGUGAUCGAUAUAGUGUUUUUCGCAUUUUCUCCAGAAUCGUCUAGAUUCUUUUCAUUUUCCCGAGAACAGGAAAUUCCCGUUGACGAAUACAUAGUUCCGAUCUUUCCUUUGACGCGACACGACGUAAUUAUGUUACGGGCUUGUGUCAAUUAUCGUGAAUAGUGGGUAAUCGUAUAGUUUCGGAGUCGCAGUAUUACCGUUUUCCAAGGUCUUGUAAAAAUAUCGCAGUUAUGGAGAUACUAAGUUCGCAGGAGGAUUCACCGUACCGCAAAAAUCGAGUCGGUAAAACAACAGGCAGGUUGAUCUCGUAGAAGAGGAUUCGUUCUACCGAAAGCUUCUUGGAAGACACCCUACUAAUAAUUUUCCAACAGUAUUUUGAACUCAUGCAACGAGUUACGAUCUAACGAAAACAAGUAACCAAAUCAAAAGGUAAAUAAACCGUCAAAUCGCGGAAGAAAGCAACUUUCAGUGAAUCACAAAAUGGGCUCUACGAGACAGCAAGAUAGAUCUCUUGGUAGUGGAAUAUCAUUACCGCAGUGGAUGAAGGGAAAAGUCGAUAAUAGAUUCGACUUCGACGAAAGUACGUUCAGCCCUCCAUCUCACGACGACAACUUUUUCUACAUACGGUAUCCAAAGUCACAGAGUACAUUGUCAAACCAGAAAGAGUUUCGGCCAAUCGACAAAGUUUUCGGGGAACAAAGCAUCGCUUCGUCGACGAAUAAUGUGAAGUCAGAGCAGCUCGCAACCGACGGGAAGAGAAGUCAGGAAAUCGAUUUUAGCAAGCAUCCCUUGCCUUGUCAACCAUUUGUACCGACUUCGACUAGCAAAGAAAUUCGACAUAUCUCGAAGACCUGGUCGAUCGGAAACGCGAAAGCGAAGUCUCAAGGGAUAGACGAUGGAUUUCACAGCGAGCCAGCGCUUUGCGGAAAAUCGAUCGUUCACGUAGCUAAUCAGAUGAUGUCCAACAAGUUCCAUAAGACGUUUGCGGCCGAGACGGCCGAGGAACCACUGAAGAAGGGCAGCAAGUCUUUGCCGGCUACUCCGUUGGCUUCGCCGAUCGGAAGCCCGGACAGCUCGCCGAAGGCUCGUAGACGUUCGAAUCGUUACUUCACGGGCCCUUUUCUACCCGAUCGCGAUAAGUACCAUGGCAGUUGGAUCUUGGCUAGCAUACUGGGACAGUCCAGAGAGAUCGUGACCACGAAGAUCGACGAGGAAGACGAGACUGGCGUGGACGCGCUUGCACCGCCACCUAGGUCGUUGAGUCGAAAGAAAUCCAUAUCGUCGCAGAAUCUCACUUACGUGGGAACCGACGAGAGGUCCACCGAAAAAUCGACCGUCUACUCGAAGGUGUUCCAAGCAAAGCCAUCGGAGUUAAGGGAAAUGAAUUUCUGGUCGCCGACAUCCAUGUGAACCACGUAUUUAUCCUCCGUACGUUUUAAUUUGUCACGAGUCCGUUCUUAGAAGGGAUGCUCGAAAGUAACUCGUUCGCGACACUAUCCACCGCAUUUUUCACGAGAUGAACGUUACACAAAUGAAAAAGAAAAAAAAGAAAAAGAAAGGAGAAGCAAAACUUUCUGUAUUAUUCGGUUCUGUCCUUGGAGUGUUUGUGUUGCAACAUGUCUUUCGAGCCCGCACGUUACCGUUUUAAUUCGCAGCUAUUGUAGUUGAUAUUUUAGCAAUGGUAUAUUCGUUAUCGCGCACAUAGUCGUCGUUGUUCGGAGAAGUCUCUCGGGCAAGAGCCAAUUUACGUAGACGCUUUCGACGUUCGUAGCUAUUGUACUAUAGACAACUAAAAACGAAUGGUCCGCGCGCUGAGAAAAUUUCUCAAACUUUGCAGCAGCAACGUCUAAUAUUCUAAUUAUUUUAUUUAAAUAAACGGCGUCGAUUACCGCUCGUAGCUAAUUGUUUGAUUUUAUUUAAUUUUAGAUAAUAUGAAUGGAAGGGAAGAGUAUAUCAUAUAGUAAAUGUACGUGUUUUUCGUCACAUUUGCACAGUAUGCGUGGGGAACAGAAUGCGUAAAAGAAUUGAAAAAUGACCAAACGCGUGUAAUGACGCGGCUCCGCGAUCGAUCGUCGUAGAGGAAAUUUUGUUUAACGAGAGGCUCGUAUACAAGUGAAUUGCGUGGGUACCAAAGUCUGGGUGGGAUACGUGUGUAUGUUUCCUGCAAUGUUAGCAUAUAACAUUUGCGAGCUAACUAUGAAUCCAAAAAUACUGGCGUCGGUGUACGCGAGCGGUUGAGCGUUGAAAUUUUUUGCAUCGAUGAUCGCUCGCGUGACACAGCUUUUCUACUUUCGAAAACGUAGUAACGACUACGGGAACCGAGCGAAAGUCGCGUUUCUUUGAUACAAUUGCUACAGCUGGGGCAUAGAAUUGGAUGCUGAAGCGUGUCGCGACAGUGCAGUAAUUGAGUCAAUAUAAAGUCGAGUUUGUGAAUAAAUACGACACACGAAGUGUUGCUGGGACAUCGCGAUAGUUCCAUACGCGACAGCAGGAACUAGCGAAUCGAUAAAUAAAUAAUUCGUGUUGCCGCGAAAUUGCUCGGUACUAUGAUCGACGGAAACAUACGAUUCGCGUAUUGUAUGAAAUUUUCUAAGGAGAUAAUAAAUCAAGGAAGCCUUUCACUCCGUCAGAGUUUUCAUUUUGUCGAAUCCUGAGGCCAGUGAUGGACUUUCGUUGGAUUUUCCUGAUCAUGCGCACUGGAGCGAGCGCCGAGUCCUCACUGUCGUAUACACUUAACUAGAAUGUAGGGUACCGUUGGAUCCCAGGAAGAAACAAAAUUUAAGAAAAUUACAGGGAAAGAGACAAGUUUUUACGAAGGAUAACAGCAUAAAUGUACAAUAAAAAAUGGAAAACAAUUCAUUAUUUAUUUAGUUUUUACGUGUGCAGCCGAUUUAUUAAAUCUGCAGAAAACCUUACCAGUAUUCGAACAAAAAUGUUGCACGUAAAAAUGAACGUGAAACACGCAAAUAAAUAAAGUAUACAAAA